AUGAAGCUGCAUAACCCUUUACCAGAAUCUCUUGAUGUGCAAUGCACAAAAGCUGCUUCUAUUUUAGAACACUUUGCUAAAGGAACUACAAAGUUGGAUUCUACUUUUAUUCCUUUUAAAAUUCUAGAAAAGGCUCGUGGAAUUGCCAUCAUCACAAUAGUAAAAGCUGGAUUUCUUUGGUCUGGUCGUGCUGGAUCUGGCCUUGUCGUAGCCCGUCUUCCCGACGGCUCAUGGUCUGCUCCAUCUGCAAUCAUGGUUGCAGGUGCAGGCGUAGGGGCUCAAAUCGGUGCUGAAAUCACCGAUUUUGUUUUUGUUCUCAACAAUGCUGCUGCCGUACGAUCCUUUAGUCAUAGUGGUAAUCUCACUUUAGGCGGAAACAUGUCCGUUGCUGCUGGACCGACUGGUCGUACAACCGAAGCUGCUGGAAUGAUUGCCGAUCUUGCACCUAUUUACUCGUAUUCAAAAUCUAAAGGCUUGUUUGCUGGUGUGAGUCUGGAAGGUACUGUGAUCAUCACUAGAAAUGAUGCCAACAAGGCCAUGUAUGGGAAAAAAGUAAGCGCGUUGGAUCUUUUAUCAGGAAAAAUUCCCCCUCCGGUAGAAGCUGGACCUUUAUACCGCAUGCUUAGUCUCUCUCGUUUUGCAAACAUGGGCCAGUCGAAUAGUAAAAUAGAAUGUUUAAAUUCACCCCAAGGUGGUGAUGAUGCACAUGCAGAUCUAGGAUCAUCACAGUCUACCUCGAACGAUGUUGUGAGAAAAACAAGUGCGAGAAUGUUGGCAGCCGGUUCUACACUAAAACGGUCUCACGAUUCAUCUCAUCAAACCCUACCGGAAUACGCAUCUGAAGGGUCUAUAUCUCGCGUAGGUCCUGCUCCUAUUUCAUCUACUUCAUCAUCUGCAUCUAAGCUCAACGAUUCGCCAUUUAAAAGUGCCAAACCCUCGCAAAAAUCACCACCGCUUGUAAAAGCCAAACCGGAAAUGAAAAAAUCCAUUGCACUGUUCGAUUUCACUGGCCAGCGCCAAGGCGAUUUGCAGUUUCGUCAAGGUGAUAUCAUUUGGAUCAUCAAAUCUACACCUAGCCAAAACGAUUGGUGGACUGGAAGAUGCGGUAAUUCUGUAGGUGAAUUUCCAGCAAAUUACGUCAAAGUAGAGUGA
Batrachochytrium dendrobatidis JAM81 is the source of this 1152-nucleotide messenger RNA. RefSeq lists its product as uncharacterized. Gene Ontology annotation, molecular function: protein binding; phosphatidylinositol binding. Gene Ontology annotation, biological process: regulation of ruffle assembly. The record is from RefSeq and is a predicted model, not a curated record. The transcript is spliced from 4 exons. Gene Ontology annotation, cellular component: ruffle membrane. NCBI's taxonomy places the organism in Eukaryota, Fungi, Chytridiomycota, Chytridiomycetes, Rhizophydiales. Bases 1 to 1152 code for a protein of 383 amino acids.